Molecule: messenger RNA, 2997 nt
Organism: Nannospalax galili (Upper Galilee mountains blind mole rat)
Lineage: Eukaryota; Metazoa; Chordata; Mammalia; Rodentia; Spalacidae
Gene: CUNH2orf81
Product: chromosome unknown C2orf81 homolog
Exons: 3
Coding region: 90-1907 (605 amino acids)
Source: RefSeq, a predicted model, not a curated record
GUCGAGGCGACCGUUGGAUCUAGCGGGCGGUAGCUGCAACGAUGGCGAGUCCUGGAGGCCCCUGAAAUACCGUAUUGGAGCUGUGUUGCAUGACAAUGUCACACGAAAGCUCGAGCAGGCAGGCUCGAGAUCGUGGGGUGACCCGAUCCAAGGCGGAAAAGGCCCGGCCGCCCGCCCAGCCGGUGCCGCAGGUGGACAUUGUGCCUGGGCGGCUCAGUGAGGCAGAGUGGAUUGCAUUUUUGGCCCAGGAGGAGGGCGAGAACAUGAUGGAGGAUAUCUUGGCUGACUUUCUGGCUCGAGUCAUGGAGUGCGCCUUCAAAGUCUACUUGACCCAACAGUGCAUCCCAUUCACGAUUAGCCAGGCCCAGGAGGCCAUGCUGCAGAUCACUGAGUGGCGCUUCCUGGCCCGGGACGAAGGAGAAUCUGCAGUGGCGGAGGACCCCACGUGGGACGAGGACGAGGAGCCCCUGCCCUGUACCACGGACACCUGGGCCCAGGGCUCGGUGCCUGUGUUGAACGCGUCCACCCCGGACAGUGUGGAGGAGCAUUUCCAAGGCGAAGUAAGCCCAGCCGUGAGCCUCCUUCCGACCCAAGCUUCCUCGGAGCCGUUCAGGACUCUUGGCUUGAGGCCCUUUUACCCAAUUUCGACCUUUCAUUAUCUCUAUGUGUUUCCCCAGGAGCCUGGGAACCCGGACCAAUUCCUUUUAGGUGCACUGUGGCUGGACAGAGACUCCCGGGAGCCGACGGAAUCUUUACAGCCUUCUGCGGAGCCGAGCGUCACCCCGUGCAGGCCGCCCACUCGGGAGCUGUUUCAGGAAGCCGAGCCCGAGGAUGCUUUAGAAGAACCCGGCCGCCAGCAGGGAGGCCACGACUUGGUUGGGUCCUCGAAGGAGGCUUUUCAUCCUUCUCCGGAAAUGGCCCCGGCCGGGAGUCCCCAGCCUUCCCUAGAGCUGCCCCAGGUUGUCAGCGCCCAGGCCUCGGCAGAGAAGGGCCCGCCGCUCAGCGCCCGUUUGUCGCUCCGGGACCUCUACCACUGCGUGCCCCAGCCACAUGCUGCAGGGGACCAGAGCAAGCCCACCGGGCCGCCCCGCGCCAGCUCAUCCGCGUCUGUGCCCCUCUCCUCGGUGCUCAUGCCCAAGGAGCCCUCCCCGCCCCAGCAGCCUGAAGGGUUGGAUGUGCCGCCAGCCCGGAAGCCGACCGCGGUGCGCCUGGAUCCCGCGCGGCUGCCCCGCCACUGGGUGUGGCCUGUGACCGAGGUCCUAAUCCCAGACUCCGAAACACGCCCCUUGGAAACAUACCGCGGGCACCCGCGGGGCCAGAGGACCCAAGCCAGGGUCCGAGCCCCAGCCUACGGGUCCCCACCCCGCCGCUCCUGCGCAGAUGCCAAGCUCCGCGUCUUUGCCCCAGGACACCCUUCCCAGUCCUGUGCUCCGUUCCGUGCUUUGGGCGCUGAUCCUACUUUAAACCUGGCCCAGUCCUCCCCAACCUUUGGGUCAAAGCUGCCACUCCUCAGCCCCAGGUUCCGCUUUCUUGCCAGGCACCCCAAACAUUCUGAAGUGGUUGGCAGCCCCAGCCCCAAACUAUGGCCAUGUGAUAAGUGGCCCAGUGGCUGGGAGAGGGAGGCUGAGCAGCUGGGCGAGCUGUGGACCGAUCGUACUCGCGUGCCUCCCCAGGGCCUGGAGCCUGCUGACGAUGAAGGCAUUGAGGACUCUGGAUGGCCCCUAACAGCGCCCCAGGUCCUCGAGGCCACGUCCCAGGUGCUGUGGAAGCCCAUGGUUCCUUCAGAAACCAUGAAGCUGGCUCCUGAUGUGAGCAUGUGGAAGCGGGGCACCCAGGAGGAGGCUGAAGGAGGCACCUCCCAGGCAGCUGAGCAGCAACCCAUUCAGACAGAUGUGUCCAAGCCCUAGGUGAUCACGACACAGCUAAUAAAGAAGGAAACCACCAAAGCGUGGCUGCUCCCUGCCAAGCCUGUGCCCUACUCUGGGUCCUGAGCCUCCGCUUUGGGAACUGGACCUGCCAGAAAUAAAACGAGUUGCCGCAAGAGUUGGUGUGACAGUUUUCUUCUAAGGCUGUCCAUUCUCUUACUGGACUCCAGGGGCACAGCUGUCCCGCGAACCUGGAUAAAACUUGGGCUGCCAGCUCUAUCUUUAGGGAUCUAGCUGUUCACCAGCAGAAGCACAUGCCAGGCAAGCCUUGUAGCACUAAGCUACAGUCCUGGUCUGAAGUGUUAUUUUUGGAGAUUUGUCUUAUGUAGGCCUCAUGAAAGCCCUGGCUCUCCUGAUUUGGGUCUUGUGGUAAGCAUUAGGGUGGGGAAAUCAUGUGCCCAGGAUGCAAAAUUUAUGCAGGAGUUUACUCUCAGCUUCCCACUGGAAACUUAAGCCCAGGAGUGACCACCUUUUUGGCUUGUCUUGGGCUCUGCCCCACCUCAUUGCUAGUCCCCACUCUGCUUUGACCUGCCCCCCCCUUCCCAGUGGCAGGAUGACAGUCUUUGCUUUGUUGCUAUGGGUUCCACUCAGUGCCCUUGUCUGGUGUCCUAGCUCUGUCCUCCUUAUUCUGGUCCUGCUGUUUGGACAAUGUGUGCAAUUUGGGGAAAAGUUUUGUCCCUGGAACCUUCAGAGGUGCUCCACAGAUAUGACUGGGGCCAACUGUGAUAAGGGCUUCUCCCCACCCUGUCACCUUAUUAGAUACAAUAGCCCCAACAGGGAGGGCAGGGAAGAGGACCAGCUGCCCUAUUCCCCCACCCCUCUUUGUUCCACUGUCCUCUAGAUACAGCCCAGACAAGAGGACCCUGAAGCUGUCUGCCCUCAUAUAUUGGGAAGGUUUUGUUCUGGGUAACCCUACUUCUAAGAGCUGGGAGUGUGGAGAGUGAGUUGGCCUAGAUCCAGGCUGACUCAAACUGCCUCCUGCUUGGUGAGGUGAAUCUCUCAGCUCUGUGGCCUCCAUCUGGAUCUUUGUCUAGGGGCUUCUGGAGGGACCUGAAAUAAACAUGCUGUUUAA